AUGGCAUCAGGAGCAAUAGAGAACAAACCUAUAGACCACAUCAAUAUACCCUCCUCAAUCACGUCUCAUCCUGAGAAUCCUAUUCCUGAAGAACCAACUGGUGUACCCCACCUAACACUCCUCCACCCAGACUCUGUUGCUUCUCUUGAACCAAAGUCGUCAGUACCCUCUUUGAUUGCUGGUUCAGAAGCCUCAAGCGACUCGGAAGCUCCCGCCACGCCCUUGACAGAGCUAGUCCAUGAUGAAAUUACCGAGGGGAUUGAAAAACUAAAGCUACAAGGGAAUUCCACCAUAUCCCCCAAACCAGCUGUUCACAGAAGACGGGCGUCGACGGUUCUUAUUUCCCAAAAUUCAGAUGAUGUUCAGAAAAUCCUCGGAAAUGUUGGGAGCGCCGGCACAACUCGAAUUGAGAAACUUUGCUGUGGCGGCGGGUGCUGCAAACUCCAACCCCUCAGGAAACCAUCGUUGGCAGCCGGAGCAUGGCCAGUCAUCCCACCAAGCAACGACGCUUUUGAGAGCCUGCAACUGUAUCUUGGUACUCUAUCUCAUGACAGCGAGCUCACAAGUAUAGUUGAAUUGCCUGAAAAGACAGCUUCAUUUUCCGCGGUACCAACGGAGCUGCUAGACAAACAGUUAGGCCCAAGUGAUCACCCACCGAAGUACGUUCAACCGCAUCCUCCUUACGAAGUCUACCGCGCUCCACUUAGGCACUCCAGGGAAUUGACUAGGCCUGGUGCUGAAAAACGAACGUUUCAUUUUGAUAUCGACGUUACGGAUUACCCAACGGAAGGAGGAGAUGUUGACUUUGUCGUCGGGGGGGCAAUUGGAAUUUGCCCUAGCAAUAGCCGUGAUGUUGUUGAAGAUAUUUUUAAUUGUCUAGGUGUCCCAAGACUUGUACGAGAUAAGAAAGUGGUGCUUCACACUACGAAGGGAAGAUGGCCAACUGUUUGGGGCGACGACAAACCAAGAGAUUUAUUGACUACACGGCGUGAACUGCUAUCCUGGUGUACAGAUAUACAGAGCUACCCGCCAACGAAACCUUUGCUACGACUAUUAGCAGAGUACGCAUCGAACAAAGAUGAAAAGAAAAUAUUGAUGUAUAUUUGCUCUGCCCAGGGCCAAGGGGCUUUCUGUGAUCUUCGCACAAACCAGCAUAUUACUGUCUCCCAGCUCCUUCAUGCAUUUCCCUCUUCUCAGCCCCCUUUGGACCAUCUUCUCUCAGUUCUGAACCCUCUCAUGCCGCGUUUCUAUUCUCUUUCUCAGGAUCCUCUCAUAUCCCAGACCGUGAAUGAUGGGAAAAGCCACCGUCUCAUCGAAAUAGCCGUUACCCUCCAUGAUUCUCCAGACUGGCGGGGUGGAAAGCGAAACGGAGUCGGGUCCGGCUUCUUGCAGCGAAUCGCACAGCAGGUCAUUGAUGCAGAGAAAGCUGGAACCGACGUAAGCGCACUUAACUUGCAUGUUCCAAUGUUCCGUGGCCUCAUGGCCAACCCGCUUGCCCGAGAAUUCGUCCUGGAUGGCCCAAUGCUGCUUAUUGGCGCUGGCGUGGGUGUUGCCCCAUUCCGUGGUUUCGUUCAGCGACGCUUGAAAUCCGCAAAUUGUGCCAACAAGGUCUGGGUGCUACAGGGAAUUCGAGAUUCUUUACUUGACGAGCUUUACUCUGGCGAAUGGGGCGUUCACGAAGAGACUGUCAAGAAAGUCGUUCAAAGCAGACGUGGAGAAGGUCGUUAUGUGCAGGAAGAAGUGCGCAACCAGGCAGAUCUUGUCUGGUAUGUGAUUAAUGCACUUGAUGGCCGUGUUUUUGUUUGCGGGAGCAGCAAAGGCAUGGGCGAGGGCGUCGAGGCGGCUCUGCUAGAUGUCGCCAUGGCCAAGGGCAACCUGAACCGCUCUGAAGCCCAGCAGUUUUGGAAUGGCAAGAAAGAUGCCGGUCAAUACAUUGCAGAAACAUGGUAG
Molecule: messenger RNA, 1950 nt
Organism: Ophidiomyces ophidiicola
Lineage: Eukaryota; Fungi; Ascomycota; Eurotiomycetes; Onygenales; Onygenaceae
Exons: 2
Coding region: 1-1950 (649 amino acids)
Biological process (GO): homocysteine metabolic process
Cellular component (GO): cytosol
Molecular function (GO): flavin adenine dinucleotide binding; [methionine synthase] reductase (NADPH) activity; FMN binding
Source: RefSeq, a predicted model, not a curated record